AUGGAAAAAACGAAUGUGAAGAUCAUAUUCGGUUUUAUACUAUUUGUACAGGUACUUGGUGAAUGUGAUUGUGAAGUUCCUAGUAUAAUUGGAUUACCUAGUUACGUUACAGCGUCGGAAAAUAUCUCUAUUGGCAGCAUAUUGUUUACUUUUAAUGCAACUGUAGCAGUUCUUGAUGAAGAAAUUGUAAUUCAUACUUAUGGGCCAGAUACAGCUAACAUAGUGUUUGUUAACCAAACUCGAGGAAAUGAUAUAUUUGUGCAAGUAAUUACCAAGACUGAACUCGACAGAGAUGGUUACGGAAUUCCUGGAAAAAGCCGAGUUGAGCUUGAAUUUCAAGCUGUGGACUUGAGGGCAAAUAUGGAAUAA
Messenger RNA from Ruditapes philippinarum (Manila clam), 369 nucleotides. RefSeq lists its product as uncharacterized. The transcript has 5 exons. The record is from RefSeq and is a predicted model, not a curated record. NCBI's taxonomy places the organism in Eukaryota, Metazoa, Mollusca, Bivalvia, Venerida, Veneridae. Bases 1 to 369 code for a protein of 122 amino acids.